CAGAAGCCUGAGCAGCCCCUCAAAGGAGAGAGGCGCUCAUAAAACCAGCUCGGACCAAAGCAGAACUCUGAUGCAGGCUGACUGUUAGCGCUUCGUCUGACAUUGAUGGUUCACGCCCCGUCAUGAAGACUGGAAAUACAAGUUUCUCAGCAGCAGUCACCUGCCUGUUGCUUGCGAGUCAAGUUCUACUGACAAAAGCAGCAGAGAACAUGAAGGGUAACGCAGCUGCUUCUGAGAGCCUCAUCCGUCAGUCCCAGUCUCUGUGUGCUGGUGAACAGGAGUAUGUCCACAAGAGGAAACAAGUGGUGCUGGAGUCACUCAGCAAACUGGGCGCCAACUGUACUGCAGAUUGUGUUCCCCACAUCGCUCUGCUGGCAUCAGGUGGGGGUCAGAGGGCAGCCGUGGGCCUGGUGGGCUCCCUCUAUCAGAUGGAGGAAGAGGGUCUGCUGGACACUCUGCUCUACCUGGGAGGAGUUUCUGGGUCAACAUGGUCCAUGGCCUCCCUGUACAGCGACCCACAGUGGAGCACUAACAUGGACGGAGCGGUGUCCAGGCUGUCAGGUCCAGGGGUCGAGCUGGAGCAGGCUCUGGCCUGGUUGGGCGAGAGGGCGAAGGAGGAGCACUUCUCCCUCAGUGAUGUCUGGGGGGUCAUGACCUCUGCUGGGAUCAUGAAACAGAUGGACCUACGGAAUCUGUCAGAUGAAGCCGGCAGAAAUGCCACCAACCCUUAUCCCAUCUACAGUGCCAUAGAGAAGUACUGCUUUUCAGAGGGGCCUAUAGAAGGGAAAUGGUUCGAGGUGAGCCCCCACGAGGCUGGUUUCACAGAGCUGGGUCUCUUCGUUGAAACUUCUCUGCUGGGCAGCAAACUCCAGGGUGGAGAGCUGCUGGAGCAGAAGCCAGAGAUGGACAUGGUCCAGCUACAAGGUGUUCUUGGUUGUGCGCUGGCUGAUGAGGAGUCGAUCACAGAGUUCAUCCCUCCCUGGCUGAAUGUGCCUGGGCUCAUGGACGGUGCUGCUAAAGAUUACCUGCGUGUAUACAAUGCCCUUGGUAAACUAGUAGGCCUGACCACAAGCACCAUUAAGGAUCCGACUGCUUUGUCUGAUCUGGACAAGCUGCAGAAAAUACUUGAAGACAAGGUAAAUCAUAAUGCGUCUGGACAGCUGGAGUCAAAGAGUUCGGACGAGAGAAAAAGUGUUUUUCAGCAGUUGAGCGUGGAGCUGCUGGUGGCGGUGCAGACCUGGAGCCAAAGUCUGGAGGACGGAGCCUUCAAAACACACGUCUCUCUGCUGACGGAGCAAGUCCUUCCCCUGAUUAUGAAGUGGGAGUGGGGAACUACAGCAAACUUCCUCUACCAGUACCAAGAUUCCACUGUUCCACCUUGCCUCCUCCUGAAAGAGAGAUUCCACCUGAUAGACGCCGGCCUGCUGAUUAAUGUGGCCUACCCUUCAUUUCUGGGAGACAAGAGAGACAUCGACCUUAUUAUCGCACCAGAGUACAGUGCUGGAAACAUAUUUGAGACCCUGACUCUUGCCAGAGACUACGCAGCCGAGUUGAAGAGGCCUUUCCCAGAGAUAGACGUCAAAAUCCUGGAGGAGCGAGACUGGCCGAAGGACUGCUACGUGUUCGAGGGAAAGGAGAAGGAGCCCACCAUCGUCUACAUGCCGCUUUUCAACAGACGCAACUGCAAAGAUGCGGAGGAGAUCAAAGCAAAGAUGGAGGAGUUCUCCACCUUCCAGCGUCCCUUCAGCCAGGAGAAGAUCAAGUUUGUGCUGGAGACGGCGAAAGCCAACGUGAAGAGCAACAAGGAAGCUCUGAUGAGGGAGAUUAACAAGGCGAUUCUCCGUCGACGCAGCAGGAGGUAGGGGACGUGCCAGAGCCCUUUGGCUUGUCUUUCGAGUUUGGUGUGAAGUGAAAUCUGUGGUUUCAUCAGGAAUAUGAAACAAAGAGUGUCAGGCCUGCUCACAGCAUAACAAAACCAACACAACAUCUAAUCAUAUCUGAUGGUGGAAGUGUGUUGACACUAUAAAUAAAUAUCAGUCAAAGUGUCACAGUACGUGUCUUCUUUUACUUUAAUUGAACUGUAUGUAUGCUAUAUUGUGAAAAGUAUGUGGAUGCCCCUUUCUUCAUGUUUUGGGUCAGAUCCCUUUGAUCCAAUGAAGGAAAAACUUUAACCCACCCAUUUGUUUUAUGCUGCUUAUCUGGGCCUGGUUGUGGUGGCAGCAGGCUAAGUAAGGUUGUCCAGUCAAAGUCUUCCAGGUCCUCCUGAGGCAUUCCCAAGCCAGCGUGUUCUGGGUAGUGGGGCGUCCUACCUGCAGGACGUGCCUGCUUAUGAACACAAAGUCCUCUUGAACACACUGUGCAUAGAUAUUCUAAAUGUCAGUAUGUCACUAUGUCACAGCUCAUCCUCCACACUGUGUCAUGCUCGGUCUAACUGCAUCAACCUGACGCAGGUUUUGGGUGAAGUAACGCAAAUCAAACGCUAGAGGUCGCACAACGUCCGCAGGAGGGACUUGCAGCGUCUUUAUGUAGGUCAAUACAACACAAGCAGGCACUCAUCAAGGCCAUCUGCAUACAACACCCUGCAUCCACAGUUGGCUGCUCUGUCACUGUGUCGUUAUAUUACUGCAGAUACAUUUAAAA
Molecule: messenger RNA, 2640 nt
Organism: Chelmon rostratus (copperband butterflyfish)
Lineage: Eukaryota; Metazoa; Chordata; Actinopteri; Chaetodontiformes; Chaetodontidae
Product: cytosolic phospholipase A2 gamma-like
Exons: 14
Coding region: 123-1862 (579 amino acids)
Biological process (GO): glycerophospholipid catabolic process
Cellular component (GO): nuclear envelope; nucleoplasm; cytosol
Molecular function (GO): calcium-dependent phospholipid binding; calcium ion binding
Source: RefSeq, a predicted model, not a curated record